CACAGGAAGUAAUUCUACCCAUCUCUCCAGUAGCGUCCUACAUUCGUUUUGCGCUACAAUUUUUUCUUAUCUAGGUGGAGGAUUUUCUCUUAAAGUCCACCGCCAUCAUGAAACUCGUCAGGUUUUUGAUGAAAUUGAGCCAUGAAACAGUCACCAUUGAGCUGAAGAAUGGCACACAGGUCCAUGGCACAAUUACAGGUGUGGACGUCAGCAUGAACACGCACCUCAAAGCUGUGAAGAUGACCCUGAAAAACAGAGAGCCCACUCAGCUGGAGUCGCUCAGCAUCCGAGGAAACAACAUCCGCUACUUCAUCCUGCCGGACAGUCUUCCUCUGGACACGCUGCUGGUGGACAUCGAGCCCAAAGUCAAGUCCAAGAAGAGAGAAGCUGUGGCUGGCCGUGGCCGAGGAAGAGGACGGGGUCGUGGCCGAGGAAGAGGACGAGGCCGCGGUGGGCCAAGGAGAUGAAGAUCUCAAACCACUGUACAUUAGUGUGCGUUGUACAGCAUUUUUUGUUCUUCGUAUAGGAGAUAUUUUGCGUUUUGUACAUUAAACUCUGUUCUUUUGACAACUGUUUUGAGUCUUUUGUUUUGUGCUGAUCAUAUGAGGCAGCGGGAUGAUUCUGCAAGGGUGUCUGGUUAUUUUUCUACAUUCUUACCAAUAAAAACUGCUUGACUGAA
Messenger RNA from Danio aesculapii, 679 nucleotides. It is a transcript of the gene snrpd1, whose product is annotated as small nuclear ribonucleoprotein D1 polypeptide. The coding region runs from base 108 to 467 and encodes 119 amino acids. Gene Ontology annotation, molecular function: RNA binding. Gene Ontology annotation, biological process: RNA processing; spliceosomal snRNP assembly. The transcript is spliced from 4 exons. Lineage: Eukaryota; Metazoa; Chordata; Actinopteri; Cypriniformes; Danionidae. The record is from RefSeq and is a predicted model, not a curated record. Gene Ontology annotation, cellular component: U5 snRNP; U12-type spliceosomal complex; catalytic step 2 spliceosome.